Plasmopara halstedii is the source of this 969-nucleotide messenger RNA. RefSeq lists its product as uncharacterized. The coding region runs from base 744 to 923 and encodes 59 amino acids. The transcript has a single exon. The record is from RefSeq and is a predicted model, not a curated record. Lineage: Eukaryota; Oomycota; Peronosporomycetes; Peronosporales; Peronosporaceae.
GGUGUAGUUUGUAUUCACGAUGCACGUUGAUUAAUCGGUCGCAUUUAUCAAGUGGAUAAUCACAACUUUAAGUGGACGAAGCAUUUUUUAUGUCACAUCGUCCGCUCUUCGAUUGUAUAGGACACCAGAGGGUACAUCCUCUCUCUAUAGUGUCGAUUGGUUACGCGAGUGUGAUCUUGAAGCGACGCACGUAUGGUAAUGGCUCAAUUACUGCAAUGACACACAGUUCGAAUCGCAAAAAGGAUCAAAAGCUAUUUGCAUGAGCUGAUAACAACCAUAAUGAACGAAUUGGUACCCGUUAUGAUUCUCAAAAGAAUGACGAUCAAAUCGCUGCUUGGAUCAUUUGGACCUUACAAUUGAAUUAGAACAUCUUAGCGGAUGCACUGGGAAAGGUGGAAAUACGAUUCAUGCGCAUUCAAGAGAUCCAGACAGUUACAUCACAUGGUGUUUAAGUUUUUAUCAAUCAAGAUCUAACGUCGUAAUAUAUACAUAUAUUCAAAAUUCUAUGGAGAAUUUAGUAGAAACGACUGGUGGAGAGUUAAUACUAAAUCUCGAAUGUAUCGCAAUGCUGUACCAAUUGCGAGAAAUGGGGUACAUAGUGUCAUUUCUUCUUGAAACAAACUAUGAUAAUGUAGGAGCUGGUGAUGGAGUGUUGAAAAAGUUGAAUGGACAAACUAUCGAGUGGAACGUUGUUGGACAGAUACAACUUGUAGCUGGUAUCACUAGUCUUUCAUUAAGUCGUAAUGGUACCCAAUUGUUCGCUGGUACAUCAGCGGAAAAAUGUACCAUAUUCGUGCCACAACUUUGGCACUUAUACAAGCACAACCUGUGCCUUUGGUUCAUCGUGCCAAGAAUUUAGUACAAUCUGGGCAUAUGAAUGUACCACUUUACAACCAAAGUCACAGCUCAUCGUUGUGAAGUAACAACAAUAACUUCAAAUACCCAAUAUAUUGUAAGCAUACAAAUGAU